This is a messenger RNA of Hemiscyllium ocellatum (epaulette shark), 649 nucleotides long. RefSeq names its product pyruvate kinase PKM-like. The transcript is spliced from 4 exons. Gene Ontology annotation, cellular component: cytoplasm. Gene Ontology annotation, biological process: glycolytic process. NCBI's taxonomy places the organism in Eukaryota, Metazoa, Chordata, Chondrichthyes, Orectolobiformes, Hemiscylliidae. The record is from RefSeq and is a predicted model, not a curated record. Bases 1 to 555 code for a protein of 184 amino acids. Gene Ontology annotation, molecular function: magnesium ion binding; pyruvate kinase activity; potassium ion binding.
AUGGCAGGACCAGGCUGGUCCCACUUGCUGCGUCGUCUGCAAAAAAGGAGAAGUCAUUAUUUUCCAUGUUCAAUUAAAGAGACUGAGGAGUGCAGCAGAAUUGCCCGAGAGGCAGAAGCGGCUGUUUUCCAUCAGCAGCUCUUUGAGGAGCUGCGAAGGUCCAUGCCUCUGAGCCGGGAUCCCACGGAGGUCACUGCCAUCGGAGCAGUGGAGGCUUCCUUCAAAUCCUGUUCCGGAGCCAUCAUCGUCCUGACCAACUCGGGAAGGACGGCACAGCUGGUGUCAAAGUACCGUCCCCGAGCACCCAUCAUCGCGGUGACCCGGAAUGCACAGGUCGCUCGUCAGGCUCACCUCUAUCGGGGCAUCUUCCCGGUGCUCUACCUCAACAAGGUCCAUCACGUCUGGUCUGAGGAUGUGGAUCAGAGAGUUAGCUUCGCCAUGGACAUAGCUAAAGCCCGUGGGUUUGUCCACGUGGGGGACGUGGUCAUCGUGCUGACGGGCUGGAGGUCUGGAGCAGGUGCCACCAACAUCAUGAGGGUGAUGCCCGUUCACUGAGGGCAGGGAGCUUGACCUUUAACCUGCGACCUCCUCGGUAGCUGGUGGGAGUGGGGGGUGGGGGUGGCGUCGGGACCAGGGGCUGAGAAAAUAA